Messenger RNA from Paramecium tetraurelia, 1584 nucleotides. RefSeq lists its product as uncharacterized. The annotation marks the transcript as partial. Lineage: Eukaryota; Ciliophora; Oligohymenophorea; Peniculida; Parameciidae. The record is from RefSeq and is a predicted model, not a curated record. The transcript is spliced from 2 exons.
AUGAUGAGAAAUGUCAAUUGCUUUAAUAAUUCUCUCACAAAUUCUUCCCUCUCAUAUAUUUCUAUUUUAUCUAAUGAAAUAUCGAUAGAAAGCUUUUAAGUCAACAAUCAUAAUUACCAUAAUCAAGAGUUUUGGGUUAAAUAUUACGAAAUUCAGUUUUAAGACAAUUAUAAUGAAAAUGAAAUUACUUAUAUUAUUUCUCAAUCAUAUAAUAUUGAAACUAUAGGAGGAGCUUUAUCAACAACGGUGACUAAAUUUACAUUUAAAAAUGGUUUAUUUAGUUUUAUUAAAACAUAAGGCAGUCAAAUUUUUAACAUUAAUUUAAAAGGAGAUGGAAUAGUGAGUAUAUCAGACUGUACUAUUAAUCACGCUCAUAAUUAAUUAAUUACAACAUAUGAAUAAGAUGGUGCUUUUACAAUUAGUGGCAAAAAAAGUUUGUUAACUCUUUAUCUUAAUAAUAUUAUUUUAACAGAUGUAUUAAAUAAACUAUCAUCAUCAAUCUUUUCAAUAUAUCCAUCUUCUUCAAAAAAUAAUCUAGAAUUAAAAAAUAUCAUUGCUAGGGACUGUUUCUCCCUUGUUGAUUAAAUAUUGAAUUUUAAAUUAGAUUCUUAAACCGUUUUAUAGAACAAUGUGAAAAUAGAUAAUUUUACAAUGAUUUAGUCUGAGAAAGCCUUUUUAGCAUAUGUUUCAUCUAUAGGAAAAGUUAGUUUAGUAGAAAGACAAAAAAUGUUUACUGAUAAUGCAAUGAUGAAUUUUGUUAGAUGUAAAUUAAUCUUAAAUGAUAUUAAAAUAGAGGGAAUCAUAUUAUCAUCGAUCAUAAAAAUUAUGGAUUCAAAAUAAAUAAAAAUUGCUAAUUCUAAAUUCACCAAUAUUUAAACAUUUUAUGCCAUAAAUUUAGUAGAUGUCUCAUAAAGCAAUGACAUGGAAUCAAAGAUACAUUUUUCUAAUAUUACAAUCUAAAAUCUUCUUGAUUUUAAAUUUAGUAGAAUAAAUUAAUAAUAAAAUAAUUAUAAUUAUAUUCAACUUAAUUCAUCCUAAUGUAGUUUAUAUACUAUUUAAUUAAUAAAUCAGAAAGAUUUGGUAUCAACCUUUUUUGAGGAAUUUGUUUCGAAUUCGAAUUAGAAUGGAUCUUUGAUUAAAUUGAAAAGCAUCACCAAUCUAACUCAAAUUUCAUUUACUAAAAUUAUGUCAUUUAAUAAUGAUUGUUAAAAUUGUUGGAAUGGCUUACUAUAUUUAGAAAUAAUCGAUUUCUAAAAAGCUCUAAUCUCAGAACUAUAAUGCAUUAUGAACUCCAUAAAAAAUUAUGGUUGUAUUUCGGCAAAAUCAGAUAAAAAGAUAGACAGUACAAUAUAAAUUGAUAAUUCAAUAUUCAUUUCUAAUAAGGGGCAGUUAGGAGCAGGGAUUUUUGUCCAAAAUUCAAAAUUUUAUUUAAAAAAUUCCAUCCUUUUGAAUAAUACCGCAUCAUAAAUGGGAGGUGGUUUCUAUUUUUCAGAGGGUUCUUAAAGAUUUACUCCGCAGAAGCAGGAGGGAUAUAUUUAUUUGGGAAUAGCAGUUUAACUAAAACUAAUUUUAUUAAGUCUCUUA